Colletotrichum costaricense is the source of this 576-nucleotide messenger RNA. RefSeq lists its product as uncharacterized. The record is from RefSeq and is a predicted model, not a curated record. NCBI's taxonomy places the organism in Eukaryota, Fungi, Ascomycota, Sordariomycetes, Glomerellales, Glomerellaceae. The annotation marks the transcript as partial. The transcript has 4 exons.
GUCACUCUGGCUGCUGGCCGCGCCAUCCCGCCCAAGGUCCAUCUCAUUGCCACAACGGAUGCCCCCGCCUCUACUUACUUUCGGUUGUUCACUUUGUACAAUGCCAAGGUGCAAACAACUGUAUGUCUCUGCUUGUACGGAACCAAAGUACCCAAGGAGAAUGGAGCCUCUGGAUGCGCAAUUGAGCGGUCAAUGAGCCCACCCAUUGGUCAAUUGCAACUGCCCAACAUGGACACCCUGUACGCCUCUCCUUCUUGUGCCAUCCCGUUGCCGAUUGCCACGCUUCCUGCAGCGACUGGCAUCAGCGGCAUCAAAAGGGAAAUUUUGGGUGUCAAGCCUUGGCCCUUGGACUCUCUCCACUUCUGCCAUGAUGGUACGGAUACCGCAAGUGGUGUAUAUUCUUCUCGCUCCACGGUUCUGAGGCCAAUGUGCACCACCAUGAACCAAUCCAAUGCGCCGUGUCUUAGUUCCAAGCAACUCAUAGCAUCAGUUCGGACGAGUGUCGGAAGAAAGACCCAUACCUCAACUCAAUUCAUCACCCAGACCGGUCAAUCUACUAGCAGUAGUCGAGGUUAG